AUGUCCGACUAUCACCGCCAGAUUUGGCUGCAGGACGAGGGAUUCAAGUCCACAAUCCAGGCCGUUGCUCUUGUCGACACCGGUGCCACCGACAAUUUCAUCAGCGAGCAAGUUGUACGGCGACUCGAUGCGAAAAUCUACCCUUACCGUGGACACGUGCUACUAGGAAAUGGGCAGAAACAAGCAAUUCACGGAUCGGUAGGGCUACAUUUCGGUCUGUACACUCAGCGAAACCGCUGGCAGGACCAGUUCAUCGUGGUUGCCGGGCUUCCUUAUGACGUCGUGUUUGGCAGGGAACUCAACGAUCGGUUGAAGUUUUUUCUGAGAAACCCUCUGAGGAAGCGGUACGGGAAGCAGAGAGACAGGCAGAAGAGCAUGACCGGCAGGUUGAGGAGCAGAAUCAACGAGAGCGCGAAGAAAGGCGAGCCCGUAGAGCACAGGCAAAACAUCAGCUACGAAAUUAGAAUGUAG
This is a messenger RNA of Lasiodiplodia theobromae, 471 nucleotides long. RefSeq lists its product as uncharacterized. The transcript has 2 exons. Lineage: Eukaryota; Fungi; Ascomycota; Dothideomycetes; Botryosphaeriales; Botryosphaeriaceae. The record is from RefSeq and is a predicted model, not a curated record. The coding region runs from base 1 to 471 and encodes 156 amino acids.